This is a messenger RNA of Penicillium odoratum, 2868 nucleotides long. RefSeq lists its product as uncharacterized. Lineage: Eukaryota; Fungi; Ascomycota; Eurotiomycetes; Eurotiales; Aspergillaceae. Gene Ontology annotation, biological process: phosphatidylinositol dephosphorylation. Gene Ontology annotation, molecular function: phosphatidylinositol-4-phosphate phosphatase activity. Gene Ontology annotation, cellular component: endoplasmic reticulum. Bases 1 to 2868 code for a protein of 955 amino acids. The transcript is spliced from 3 exons. The record is from RefSeq and is a predicted model, not a curated record.
AUGCCGGGUUUGUUGCGGAAACUCGUCAUCGUCGCCGCAGUCGACGGACUGAUUCUGCACGGACAUGGCGUAAAUGGGCCCCGCCAUAACAAUGGCAGCAAUAAUGAGGCCUCGUCAAUCCGCAUCGACUAUAGAACGAAUAAGAUCACAGCCCUGCCUGCUUCCACAGAGGAGUCACUAGAGGGUCGCGAGUAUUUGGAAGCCUACGGACUCGUCGGUCUUCUGUCCGUCGCAUCAUACUCGUUUCUUGUCUCCAUUACUCAGCGUCAACAAGUCGCGCAGAUCCAAGGCCGUCCCGUCUACGCCGUGACCAAUGUUGCGAUCAUCCCCAUCUCCUCGCAAGCAGAUGCUACCCACGCAAUUACACAGGCGCGCAAAGAAGUGUCACGCGGUGAUGCCGACCUAGACUCUGACUCCGAUGAUGAUAUCCCAGAGCAGGUUGCGGAUGGCGCGGAACCUGAAAUCGGUAGCGCGCCGACCUCGCCCAGUCGGCAGGCAGCUUUCCAUACCCGCGGUGCGAGCGUCAGCAGCAUUGCAGAAGAUGUGAUUGGAAAACGCGUUCCAUUCGGUCGCUUCGCGGCGAAUUGGCUCUCACGAAAGCCUCUGGGAUUGCCCAGGCCUGGAGCGCUGGGGCAGGAUGUACCCGAGUCGCCUUUUGAUGAUACCCCCGGGCUAGCGAGUACGGAUGCUGACUUAGAGGAAGCUGCGGAAGCGGCUUUGCCUGAAGAUCAGAAAGAUGGCUUGAAUCCUGAGGAUAAGGAUAAUCGUCCUCGCUCGGAUCAGGCGGCAGAGCUGUUGCCGAAGCUGCUGAAAUACACGAAGCUGCUUUUUGCGUCGCAUAAUUUCUUUUUUGCAUAUAACUAUGAUCUGACAAGGCCGUUUGAUGCUCAGGAAGCACGCACAGAGCAUCUUCCUCUGCAUAAAGCUGUGGAUCCAUUGUACUUCUGGAACAAACAUCUAAUGUUUACAUUCAUUGAAAAUGGCGCCCAUGGUUUCGUGAUGCCACUUUUACAGGGAUUUGUUGGCCAGCGAGAAUUCACAGUGGCCAGUCCGGAGAAAAAGCCAACAUUCGAGUCCGCAGAUGAGAAGCCGGUCGAGGCAAAGAUUCUAGGCGAGAGUCAAGAGGCAGCAUCUGUGGAAACGGAAGUUCCUAAGCGCAACUUUUUGCUGACCCUUAUUUCGCGCCGGUCUGUUAAUAGACCUGGUCUGCGUUAUCUUCGCCGCGGUGUGGAUGAUGAAGGGAAUACAGCCAACACUGUCGAGACGGAGCAGAUUCUCUCAGGCCCGGAGUGGAGCCCAUCCGACAAUGUCUACUCCUAUUUGCAAGUGCGAGGAUCUAUUCCCUUGUACUUUUCUCAAUCUCCAUACGCCUUCAAGCCCGUUCCAGUGCUGCAUCACUCUGCUGAAACGAACCAGCUUGCAUUUGGAAGGCAUAUAAGAGAUCUGAGCCGGAGAUACGGCAAGAUCCAGGCUGUCUCCUUGAUUGACAAGCAUGCGGGAGAGUUGAAACUUGGUGAACAGUAUGAGAGAUACGCCGAUGUCUUUAAUAAGGCUGGUGGGUUUGAUGGGUCGCUAAUGCGGUUGGAGUGGUUUGAUUUCCACAACGAAUGCCGUGGAAUGAAGUUUGAGAAUGUUUCUCGUCUAGUUGAUCGGGUGAAGGACACUUUGGACGAGUUCGGUUACACUAGCGUCAAAGAUGGCGUAUCGACACUCAAGCAGAGUGGUAUUGUGCGUACCAACUGUAUGGAUUGUCUUGACCGUACUGGGGUGGCUCAGUGCGCGUUUGGGCAGUGGGCUUUGGAGCGUCAGCUUCAGAAUGAGGGUAUCGCGAUUGACUUGGGUGGUGACUCGUCUACUCAGUGGUUCAAUACUCUCUGGGCAGACAACGGCGAUGCAAUCUCCAAACAGUAUUCGUCCACUGCCGCUCUGAAGGGCGACUAUACCCGCACGCGAAAGCGAGACUAUCGAGGCGCUCUCAAUGACUUUGGUCUCACUCUCUCGCGCUACUAUAACAACAUUGUCAAUGAUUACUUCUCGCAGGCUUGUAUUGACUACCUGCUGGGUAAUGUCACCCCGCAUGUCUUCGACGAGUUCUCCGUUGAACUGCAGACCACCGACCCAGGCAUUUCGGUUCAAAAGAUCCGUCAGAAUGCAAUCGACACCAGCUGCAAGAUCGUCAUCAGCAGUCCUUCCGAGGAGUUCCUAGGAGGGUGGACUAUGUUGACCCCCCGUCAACCCAAUACGCUGCGGACUCUCCCCUUCGAGGAGUCCGUCCUUCUCCUGACAGAUGCGGCAGUUUACAGCUGCCGUUUUGACUGGGAAACCGACAAAGUCCUCUCCUUUGAACGGAUCGACCUACGCUCUAUUUCCCGCAUCCAUUACGGAACAUACGUCACCUCCAUCCUGACAGAAAGUCAGUCCAACGAACGCACCAACGUAGGUCUUGUCAUUGUCUACCGCGACGGUGACGAGAACCUCCUACGUGUCAACACCCGCUCCUUGCAAAGCAACGUCCGACCCGCUGCUCUCGAGGCCUCCACUGGUUCCACCGGAGAAUGGGAUCUAGUCUCCUGGCUACGUGGCACCAAGCGCGCAACUACACGAUUUGUCGCAUUCAAAUCUCUUCCCCUAACGAAUGCAGGGACUAGUCCUCGCCUCGGGCCCACGACGGGUAAUGUUCGCGAGCUUGAUCGAGUUCGCUCUAUUUGUCUAGAAAUCGAACGUGCGAUGCUCGCUGGUGAUGGACAGAACACCGAUGCAGCAUCUGUGGUUGAGAAGUCUGAUAUCAUUUCUUUGGCUGAUGCGAAGAAACGUACUGGAAUCUUGGAGUAUUUGGUCUAUGAUAUCAAGAAGAUGGUUUGGGCGUGA